GUAUAUAAACACAGAAAUAUUCAGCUCAACAACAACUUACUUUUAGUAACUUUCCAAUAAAUAUUUCCAAUAACACUUUAUGUUGAAAAAUAAACCAUUGCGCUUAUAUACCAACAUAUAUUUUAGCUGCAACAUAACUCGACAACCCUGAUCUUUACAUAACGAAGAAGAAGAAGACUUGGUCCCCAUCACACCGGGAAAUAUUGCGACUUUAUUGCAUUUCGACUGAAAAAAAAUGGCCAACGCACAGACCAACAAUGCCUGCAGCAUAUGUGAUCGGGUGGGCCUGAAGCCCUUCACCCGGGAAAACGUCUUCAACUACUACAUACCGCUACACGGGCUAGUUAGCUACGGAGCCCUUUCGGUGAAUGUGAUGAACCCCCAGAUCGUGCCCCAACUCCUCCCAAAGAAAGAUCUGACAAAUGUCUUUCUCAUCUCCGCGGUGGUUGGCAGUGCCUUCUACAUUUACGGACGACCUCAUCUGAAGGACGUGAAGAACAACAAGCGCGGUGCGUACGCCCUGCUGGGUGCCACGCUCUUUAGCAUGGGAUCAGUCCUGGCCUGGGCACUGAUCAAGUCCGCCAUUCCCAAGGACAACGCCCUGCUAGCCACUCUGGCCGGAUUGGGAACUGGGGCAGCAUUUGUCAAGCUCGGCACCGACUACAUUCAGGAAGUGGACAAGCUGCAGAAGAACUAACCGGAAACUAACAACCUGGGUGGGUUGUUUGGGUGCCGACGACGAUGGCACUUGGUUCGUACUGUAAUUGCUGUCCUGGCCGUAAAUAGCUCGUAAAUGCAAUAUUAUCUCCCGCAUAUUUCAAUAAAAUUACGUAAUAAACAAUAUA
This is a messenger RNA of Drosophila bipectinata, 845 nucleotides long. RefSeq lists its product as uncharacterized. Lineage: Eukaryota; Metazoa; Arthropoda; Insecta; Diptera; Drosophilidae. The record is from RefSeq and is a predicted model, not a curated record.